CGCAACUUGACCUUGAGCUCUAGGGUUUCCCUCGUAGUACUCUUUCGGAAGCUCCGCACCGAUGGCGGAUGCCGCUUCCGCCCUCGCCACCGCCAAGUCUCUCUUAGCUGAGGGCAAGUAUGAGGAUGCUCUUGCAAGUGCUGAGCUGGCGCUGAGUGGGUUUCAAAAGGCCGGCAAUCAGCAGAUGCAAAGUGAGGCCAUGAGUGCUAAGAUUGACAUCUAUCUGCACCAGCAGAAACGACCCGAAGCGCGGGCUGCCGCUCUUGAGGCAGUGGGACUGUUUAAGGCUCUAAACGACCCGCAGGCGGAAGCCAAGGCCCAGCUUUUAGUUGCACAGGUCUGCACGCAGACCCAGCGCUACCAGGAGGCCGCUGCUGCGGGCAAAGAGGCAUUGCGCUUAGCACGCCUCUCAGGCGAUAAAUCACAGCAGGCAAGUGCUUGGAAGGCUCUUGCCACUGCAGCAACUGACUUUGACUUGGACAAGGCUAUCAUUUCAUGGCAAGAGCAUUUGAAGCUGGUGAAGGAGCUCUCAUCACCACCCCAAGAGGCACAAGCACUUCUUCGGCUAUCAAAAGCGCACCUUUCGCGCCUGAGCAGGAAGCUGAGUGGUUGCGCAAUAGCUGACAAGGAUGACACCAUUGAAGCGCUGCGAGCUGCUAAGGAUGCUCACUCACUUUUCCGCAGAGAAAACGACCCACAGGGACAGGCGAACGCUUUGCAGCUUGUGGCACGUGCACUGCUUUUCAACGGUGUUCACCCAGAUGUAGUGGAGGCGAGUGGUGAUCCUGAAGAGAUUUUCGCAUCUGUGCUGAGUGGUGCUUACUCCAGCUCCAAGAAUGCUUUACCUCCGAAGCCAAGCACGAAACCACUAAAGCUAGAGGAAGUGGUGCCAGACAGCAAACAGUUGGACAAGAAUAAGUUUGCUUGGAGAAACCCAGUCGCUGGCUUUUGCUACACUGUGGUGUGGCAACCAACAAAGGACCGAGGUGUCGGCAACAACAAGCCACGCGGCCAGUAUGACAUGCUUAUGCUGCGUUCUGGCUACAAGCAUCAUGCCGUGCCUACGUCUGUGGGGCUGCGUUCCAAUGAAGCGUCUGAGAGGAAUGAGCACAUGAUGGUCUUCAUGACAACACAGGACCAUGCGAUGAACUAUUCUAGCUCCAUGAUGAACGUCCAACACACUAUUGGGGGAGUGGCCACGGCCAACCUGCGGAAGCUCGUCUUCGUGCAGUUUGGGGAGUCCUUUUUCGACUGGACAGACACUUCUGCUCGAACUGUGGAGAUGCACUCGGUCACCUUGGGCUUGUUGAGGUCUGCCAGAAUUGAAGCUCCAUUUUUGACGAUUGGCUUUGUUGGAGGCGACCUGGCUUCAUGGGUCCAAGACCCUCAACCGCUGAUCGAGAGCAUUUUUGACACCAUAGAGUCGGAUGAGUGCGAGGUGAUCUACAAAAACGGCGAAGGCUUUGCUCCAUCGAUGGUGCACAAGCCAUUAGAAGACACUGUGCAAGCAGUGAAGCCUGGAAAGACCCAGAGCCACUAUUUGAGGUGAGUCGACAAUUUCUGAGAGGCUGCCGCGUUGAUUUCCCCAGACAGCUUGAGAGAUGCAAAUCAACA
Messenger RNA from Durusdinium trenchii, 1614 nucleotides. The record is from the annotation of a GenBank genome assembly. Lineage: Eukaryota; Dinophyceae; Suessiales; Symbiodiniaceae.